UAGUAGGUCUACACAGUGCAAACAUGUUUUAAAACAUAAAUUCAGAUAUAAAACAUAAUCUCCCAAACUAGGAUUCAGGAAUUCAGUUAAUGUAAAUCUGUACAUGAUUGAUCAGUCAUCAGGAUUAAUCUGACAUGAGCUUAGCCUAUUCUGUAGAGGAAUUUUAGAGCUUUAUUUAAUUUCCUGUAUUCAUAUCGCUAAAGCUCUUACAGGUUUAAAUGUAUAUGAUGGAUAUAAAGUUUAGAUCGAUGAUGGAAUCUGUAGCUGUGGCUAGUUUUCUGUUCAUACACAUGCUAACUGACUGCCGGGUUGUUUAACAGUAGGUGCAGGAGGUGGCGGUGUUGAGCACAUCAGGUCCAUAAAACCGUAGAAGAAGAAGCAGAAGAAGCAGAACAACGCCAAACCGUAGAAGAAGAACAAGAAGAACAUUCUGUCCUUAAUAAUAUUCUCUACGAACAAUAAUUAUGUGAUUAUGGCUUCUGCGUUGAUUAGGAAUUACUGUAAACCCCGUCACAUAAACAGCAGGACUUUUUCCUUCAUGUCGCAGCUCUCAGACAGAAAAGUUUUGGCACCCAUCAUUGCAGCUCUGAUCUGAAAGUUGAUUUAGGAUUUCAGCCUUGUAAGGAGUGUACUUUAUUUAAAACAACAACAACAACAACAACAACAGUACUAUAAAGGAAGGGGGUGUGUUUGGUCCUGCACACUUCUUUGACGCAUUUGAGAAGAGUGAAGCGUGAGUGUGUAGACGUGAAAUCAAAAGCACACGUGUGAACUUUGACUCGGGGACUUUGAUACAGAAUGGCGUCUGAGCAUCUCUGUCCUUCGAGAGCAGAGAAAUGGAAGAAAAUGCAGCUUCAGAGUGAGACGAAAGAACAAAACACAGGAGUCAGAAAUAAAAGUACGGUCCAGUAUGCCACGCGUCCCGACCUGCCCAAGCUCGCCUACAGGAAGCUGAAGGGGAAAAACCCGGGAGUCGUCUUCCUCCCCGGCUUCGCCUCCAACAUGGACGGCCAGAAAGCUGAAGCUCUGGAAGAGUUCUGCAAAUCUCUGGGUCACUCGUACCUCAGGUUUGAUUAUUCGGGCUGCGGAGCGUCGGAGGGGAAACUGACGGACUUCAACGUCGGCACGUGGAAGAAGGACGUCCUGUACGUGCUGGAUGAGUUAGUGGAAGGACCUCAGAUUUUGGUCGGCUGCAGUCUGGGCGGAUGGUUGAUGUUGCUAGCUGCUCUGGCGAGACCGGAGAAGGUCGCCGCCCUGGUGGGCAUUUCCACAGCCGCAGAUCAUUUUGUCACCGCCUACAACGAGCUUCCUAUUCAGACGAGGAAGGAGAUCGAGGAGCGCGGGUUCUGGUUGUUUCCCAGCCGCUACAGCGAGGAGGGCUCGUACACCCUGAGCGUGGACUUCCUGCGGGAGGCGCAGUCUCACUGCGUGCUGCAGUGCCCCAUCCCCGUGUCCUGCCCCGUGCGGCUCAUCCACUGCCUGCAGGACGCCGACGUCCCCUGGCACGUGUCCAUGCAGGUGGCCGAGCGCGUCCUGAGCAGCGACGUCGACGUCAUCCUGCGCAAACACGGCUGCCAUCGCAUGUCCCAGAGGGACGACAUCAAACUGAUCGUCUACACCAUCGACGACCUCAUCGACAAGCUCACCACGCGGGGGUGAACCGCACAGUGGGCGGGGCCUCCACUCCACAACAAUGGACGUCCGAUCCAAUCAGGGCUCAGCGUGGGCUUGAUUUGAGGGAAUUCUCUGUGUCCUAUUCAGUAGCUAGCUUGGAAUUUCGGCUAGUUUGUACAAAUAUCACUGCUAGAUUGUAGCUUUUUCUUUAACAAACACUUUAUUCACAUUUUAUUACACACACGUUUGAGUGUUACAUUGGUAAAUCCACCACUCAUGAAUAUCAAACUGAGCGCUAGCUACUUAGCAAAAAGCAACACUUGCUCCCUUGACACAGGAUUCAGCUGCUAGCUCAUUAUCUAGCAAACAGUCAUAAUGAUGACAUAUUGUAAUGUUUAUUAGCUAGCUAUGAAUGUUCAGGUUCUGCUCUAUCUGGCUGCUUGCUAGCUAUUGUAGCUAAUUGGCGGAACUAAUUAACAUUAGCAUAAAUAUCAUGACAUCUUUUUAGCCACUUUUAUUUUGCUGAUACACAGAGACUGCAAUAAUUCAGUACCACGGCUUUUGGUUACUUUCACUUCGCACCAAAUUUAUCUAGACGACCUUUGACCUGUGAAUUCUCAAACCUUGGUCUCUUGAGCCAAUAGAAAACAAGAAAAGAUUUUGAGCUUUUUGUGGGAUAAAAAAAAAUGGAGGAAAUGCUUAAUUUUUAGGUAAAAAAGAAAAAAAACCUACUUAGCUAGCUAGCUAAAGUUACAUCUACGUUCUCUCUAAUAUUCCAUAAUUGCUGGUUUUAAAUCACUAGUGAGGAAAAUAUCGUAGCGUAAAUGCGUGAGAACUAACAUAAGUUUGACGUGUGAGACUCGACGUUAUCACGUGAGUUUGUGUGCGCUCUAGAGUACGUUAUAAUGAGUUAGCUAUAUGCAAAAUUGGAAUGCGUUUUUUUUAUUUAUUUUUUUUAUUUUAUUUU
This is a messenger RNA of Pangasianodon hypophthalmus (striped catfish), 2581 nucleotides long. RefSeq names its product abhydrolase domain containing 10, depalmitoylase a (gene abhd10a). The record is from RefSeq and is a predicted model, not a curated record. Lineage: Eukaryota; Metazoa; Chordata; Actinopteri; Siluriformes; Pangasiidae. The transcript has 7 exons. Gene Ontology annotation, biological process: protein depalmitoylation. Gene Ontology annotation, cellular component: mitochondrion. Gene Ontology annotation, molecular function: hydrolase activity, hydrolyzing O-glycosyl compounds; palmitoyl-(protein) hydrolase activity. The coding region runs from base 799 to 1659 and encodes 286 amino acids.